Molecule: messenger RNA, 1692 nt
Organism: Mercenaria mercenaria
Lineage: Eukaryota; Metazoa; Mollusca; Bivalvia; Venerida; Veneridae
Product: NADH-ubiquinone oxidoreductase subunit 8-like
Exons: 6
Coding region: 41-691 (216 amino acids)
Biological process (GO): mitochondrial electron transport, NADH to ubiquinone; mitochondrial respiratory chain complex I assembly
Cellular component (GO): membrane
Molecular function (GO): NADH dehydrogenase activity; 4 iron, 4 sulfur cluster binding
Source: RefSeq, a predicted model, not a curated record
AAUAGAAGCAAAAAUACUCUCCAAUUUGGAGAUAUUUAAAAUGGCUGCCCUUGCGAGGUUGUUCACUGCAAAUCGGCUUGUGCAAGCGUCUGUACUCAGGAGAUUCCAGCCAAAAUGUCUGUCAAGCACACAGUCUGAUCAUCGAGAUGACUGCUUUGUGAAUAUUAAUCCUCCAGAAGAUGAACUUGCUACUAAGAAGAUGGGGGACAUUGUUGAUGAAAUUGGAAGGGAUGUAUGGCUGUCUGAGCUCGUAAAAGGGUUCUCUAUUGUGCAGAGUAUGACGUUCAGGGAACAAGCCACUUUAAAUUACCCUUUUGAGAAAGCCCCUCUGAGUCCAAGAUUCCGAGGGGAACAUGCUUUAAGGAGAUACCCUUCAGGAGAAGAGAGAUGUAUUGCCUGUAAACUAUGUGAAGCUAUCUGUCCAGCACAGGCUAUCACGAUUGAAGCUGAGACACGUGCUGAUGGCAGUAGAAGAACAACCCGCUAUGAUAUUGACAUGACAAAGUGUAUUUUUUGCGGAUUUUGUCAGGAGGCUUGCCCUGUAGAUGCUAUUGUAGAGGGUCCUAACUUCGAAUUUUCUACUGAGACACAUGAGGAGAUGAUAUACAAUAAGGAGAAGUUGCUUAGCUGUGGAGACAUUUGGGAACCAGCUAUCGCAAACAACUUGCAAGCUGAUUAUUUGUACAGAUAAACUGUAUAUUUCUGGUUCCUGGUUCCUAAUUCUAGACUUUCAUGCUUACACCAGUGUUUACUUCAGGCAUAAAUAAUCCACUUUAUAAAAAUUUAUAGACAGCAGUGUGCACUUAUAAAAUAGAUUUAACACUAUAAAUUGCAUCUAAAACAGACCUCAAAGAAUGUUGCUAUAGAAACAAAAUUACCGCCACUUUAUCAAACCUUCAAAUAUUUAUUAUAUGCUAUCAGAUACAGUUGUCCCACUGAAGGUGAUAUGAUGUUAUUUCUAGUAUAGACAUGAAAAAGAAAACUUUCAAGCAUUUUUAGCUUGGCUUUUUUAAGAAAACGAAGAGCUAUUGCACUUGCGUCGGCGUCGCUGUUGCUGUUGGUUGAAGUUUUUGAUAAAGUCAAGUAUCUCUGUUACUAUGAAAGCUUUUUGAUUGAAACUUAAAAUGCUUAUUUACUAUCAAAGUCUACACCAGAAGAAACUGUCCCAAUAACUCUGAUUUGAUUUUUGACAGAGUUAUGCCCCUUUUACUGGCAAAGCUCUAAUUCAGAGUCGAGCACUGAGAAAAGUUGAGCAUGUUGUCUUAUGGACAGCCCUUGAUUACUUGGAAAUUUGUACAAAAUGUAUUGUUAAAUCUGAGAUUUAAUAUGAUACAGUUGAAUCUCAUUUUCUUUUGAAAUAGAAUUUUACUUGGAUUAUGUGUUUUAUUAAAUGAGCCGCGCCAUGAGAAAACCAACAUAGUGGGUUUGCGACCAGCAUGGAUCCAGACCAGCCUGCGCAUCCGGGCAGUCUGGUCAGGAUCCAUGCUGUUCGCUAACGGUUUCUCUAAUUGCAAUAGGCUUUGAAAGCGAACAGCAUGGAUCCUGACCAGACUGCGCGGAUGCGCAGGCUGGUCUGGAUUCAUGCUGGUCGCAAAGCCACUAUGUUGGUUUUCUAAUGGCACGGCUCAAAUAUCUGUUAAUGAGUUCCUAGAGUAAAUAUUACAUUAAUGAAAAUAAAUUGUUUAAAAAUUU